Cucurbita moschata (crookneck pumpkin) is the source of this 1212-nucleotide messenger RNA. Its product is annotated as floral homeotic protein AGAMOUS-like. Lineage: Eukaryota; Viridiplantae; Streptophyta; Magnoliopsida; Cucurbitales; Cucurbitaceae. Gene Ontology annotation, biological process: positive regulation of transcription by RNA polymerase II. The coding region runs from base 269 to 961 and encodes 230 amino acids. Gene Ontology annotation, cellular component: nucleus. The record is from RefSeq and is a predicted model, not a curated record. Gene Ontology annotation, molecular function: DNA-binding transcription factor activity, RNA polymerase II-specific; protein dimerization activity; RNA polymerase II cis-regulatory region sequence-specific DNA binding. The transcript is spliced from 9 exons.
UGAAUGCUUUGUAAAUCACCCACUCCAUAGCUGCUGAUAUAAAGGGUCACUUUCUUUACUUCAUUAAUACACACACCUCCCUCUUUGGCUACCUUACUUCUAUUUCCCUCUUCUCUUCCCCUAACCUUUUAGAACACAAGCUGUGUGCAUUGAUCUUCCUUAAACACAGCAAACAGCCCUUCUUUUUGUUCUGUCUUGGGAGUUCCGUCUUCAACCAGCUCAGGUAAGAAGCUAAUAAAGGGUUCCAGAAUCAACAAGAGAGGAGAGGAUGUCUGAUUCAGCUCAGAAGAAGAUGGGAAGAGGAAAGAUUGAGAUUAAGAGGAUCGAAAAUACAACAAACCGUCAAGUCACUUUCUGUAAGAGACGAAAUGGACUUCUCAAAAAGGCUUAUGAGCUUUCUGUUCUGUGUGAUGCUGAAGUUGCUCUCAUCGUUUUCUCAACCCGUGGCCGCCUCUAUGAGUAUGCUAACAACAGCGUGAAGACAACAAUUGAUAGAUACAAAAAGGCAUCUUCAAAUUCUCCAAACACAGGAUCUACUUCUGAAACUAACACUCAGUUUUACCAACAAGAAGCUGCCAAACUGCGUGUUCAGAUUGGUAAUUUGCAGAACUCAAACAGGAACAUGCUUGGUGAUUCUCUAAGUUCUUUGAGUGUAAAAGAUCUGAAAAGUCUUGAAAGCAAACUUGAGAAAGGAAUUAGCAGAAUUAGAUCCAAAAAGAAUGAACUCCUCUUUGCUGAAAUCGAGUACAUGCGCAAAAGGGAGUUUGAUUUGCACAACAACAAUCAGCUGCUUCGAGCAAAGAUAGCUGAGAGUGAAAGAAAUGUCAACAUGAUGGAAGGAGGAGAAUUUGAGCUGAUGCAAUCUCAUCCCUACGAUCCAAGAGACUUCUUCCAAGUCAACGGCUUACAACACAAUCAACAGUAUCCACGUCAAGACAACAUGUCUCUCCAUUUAGUAUAAGUUAAUAAUAAUAUGAUUUGAAGCACUCUGAUUGUUGGAUUAAGCAUAAAAGAGUGCCCCAUCUGCUGGUUGAAAGGUACUCCAAGGAAGUUGAAGAUUAACCAAGUCUUAGCUUCUGGACUCAAAAAAGACUUAUUCUAAUAUAUUAGUAUAUCUAUAAUGUUGUUGUAUGCUAUGAAUCCAAACAUUAAUAACCUUUCUUUGUCUUAAAUCUAUGUCUGUGAUACAAACGACUAACAUCUUUUCUCGUA